UUGGGCUUUCCGUUCCCUUCCAGUUGGCGCCAGAAACAUGUCAUCCAGGUCCAGCACAAGCAUGGCGAUUGGUGCCAUGGGCGCCGCGGUUUUGGGCUCUUCCGCACUACAGGCCUUCCUGGCCCCUUCAGCACCUUCCGCCCCCUCCGCGCCGGUGCUUCGCGGCAGCGGCAGCCAGCAAACGUCCGGCCCCGCGGGUCGCCAGGGUGGCCACGCCAUGACGGUGGGCCUCGCAACGGCGGCAGUUGCAUUGGCGCGGCGGCGCACCGUGGUGAGGGCAGAGGAGAAGCCCUUCGCUGGCGGCCUCAUUGGGGGAGAGUCCGCCUUCUCGGGACAGGACUUCAACUUCGACCCCUUGGGUCUGGCCGUGAAGUGCGAGAAGUACCUGCCAUGGUUCCGCGAGGCGGAGUUGAAACAUGGCCGAAUUGCUAUGUUGGCCUUUGUCGGUCUGGUAGUGCCGGAAUUCGUUCGAAUCCCAGGGCCUGAACAGUGCUACGGAGCCAAGACAGUGGUGGAAGCGCACAACGCGUGCGCCGGAGAUCCAUAUUUCCCUUUCGUGCUGGAUGCCACAGACUUCUACAACAAGGAGGGACACCAGGUGGGCCCCCUCUUCCAGGUCUUCGCCUUCUGCGGCUUAGUGGAGAUGUUGACCACCUUCGCCAAAACGAGCAAUGUCUCCAACAAGCCCGGCCUCACCUUGGAAAAUGCAGGUGACUAUCGCUUGGGGGUCAACUUUCUUCCCAAAGACGAAGCCAAGAUCAAGGAGAUGAAGCUCAAGGAGUUGAAGAAUGGACGAUUGGCCAUGUUGGCCUUUGGUGGCGCCAUUACUCAGGCCACACUCACCGGCAACGGCUUUCCCUGGCUGUAUGCCCAAAAGGACGAGGAGCGUAGCGUCAGCAGCCGCAGCAGCUUCUGCAACGCCGGAGCUGUCCCUGGCCGUGGCCGUGUGGCGAGGCGAGCUGAGAAGGGCUACAAGAUGAGCGCUGCGGUGCCUUUUUUGCCCAUGUCUCCAGCCUUGGAGGGCAUCCCAGGUGAGGAAGAGGGCUUCGACCCCAUGGGUUUCUCUUUAGCCAUUGACAUCCGUUGGUUGCGGGAGGCAGAGCUGAAGCAUGGCCGCGUGGCCAUGCUCGCAACUGUGGGAUGGAUCACGACUGAUCUGGGCCUCCGAGUGCCCGGUGAUGCCUUCCAGGUCUCCACCAUUGAGGCGCAUGAUGCCAUGGUGAAGUUUGGAUCCAUGCCCCAGAUCCUGGUGUGGCUGGGCUACUUGGAACUCUUUGGCUUCCUGGCCAUCAUCAACAUGCAGGAGGGCAAGACUGACCGUAAACCUGGAGAUUUUGGGCUGCGUGGCUUCUACCCAGCAGAUGCCAAGGGGCAAUAUGACAUGCAGGUGAAGGAGCUUCGCAAUGGGCGUCUGGCGAUGUUAGCCUUUUCAGGCAUUGCCACUGUGGGCGUGCUGACGCAGGAGAAGUGGCCCUUCUUUGAUGCAGUGGUCAACGCCGUCCCCAGAGAUGCGCAGCAGGCCACUUCCAGCCGCUUCUGCGGCGCGGCAGACCGUGGGGCAGCGCGUCAUGCCACGGCUCGUAGGGCCUCCAGCAGCAGGAGCAUGCCCUUUCUGCCUAAGCCGCAGAACUUGGGUGGCCUGGUGGGUGGCGAGGCCGAGUUCGAUCCCCUGGGCUUCUCUGAUACCUUUGAUGUGAAGUGGCUGAGAGAGUCGGAAUUGAAGCACGGCCGCGUGUGCAUGCUGGCAACUAUUGGCUUUGUGGCAGAACAAUACGUGCAAUUCCCAGGCUUUCCUGCCGCCGAGGAUGCGCUACAGGCCAUUUACGUGGCGCCGGUGAACAUGACCGCGCUGUUGCUGGUGGCUGCGGGAUACAUCGAAAGCUCUAGCUAUGGUGGAAAGCUCACCAUGUUGGACAUGUUCGAGGGCGAAGGAGCCAAGCGAGCCCCAGGUGAUCUGAACUUCGGCAAACGCUUCUUGCCAAGCAACAAGGCUGAUGCAGAUGUGCUUGCAACCAAGGAGCUGAAUAAUGGUCGGCUGGCCAUGUUGGCCUUCUCAGGCAUGGUGCACCACAACUUGGUGGUGAAGGGACCUCUCUUCCCUCUCUUCCCAGAGGGCUGGGAGGGACCCCAGGGAUCUUGGGAUCUGGACAGCACCGCUGGUGCUCUGAACAGCGGUCGCCUUGGUCUCUGAUGCUGCACCGGUAGGGGUGUGUCCCGCGUGACGUCUUUUUGAGCCAGGGCCUGGUUGAAGGCCGGGCCCCUGGUCGCCUUGGACGGGACGCCCCAGAGGAAAAAA
This is a messenger RNA of Cladocopium goreaui, 2296 nucleotides long. Lineage: Eukaryota; Dinophyceae; Suessiales; Symbiodiniaceae. The record is from the annotation of a GenBank genome assembly.